Molecule: messenger RNA, 1646 nt
Organism: Cyanistes caeruleus (blue tit)
Lineage: Eukaryota; Metazoa; Chordata; Aves; Passeriformes; Paridae
Cellular component (GO): cell-cell junction; membrane
Source: RefSeq, a predicted model, not a curated record
CAGGGACAGGAGCAGGGACAGGAGCAGGGACAGGGACAGAAGCGGGGACAGGAGCAGGAGCCGCCGCUCCCGGGAGGAGCCUGGGAGGGGAAAGGGCAGGAAAACAUCCUGGGAAUCCCCGCGGCACCGGGAAUCCGCGGCAGGGCUGCCAAGCCAGCCUCGCCCAGCAGCGCGGAAUUGCGAGGAAUAUUUGGAAUAUUUGGAAUCCGGGAGAGCUGGGGCUGUUCUCCCUCGGCUGAUGCUGCUGUGCCGACCCCCGGAGCUGCCGGGCAUCACCUGGAUGCUGCUCGCAGGGCUGCUGCUGCUGUUCCCUCCGGCUCUGGGAAGGGCAGGGCCCAUCCGGAGAGCGGCUGCCGUGGGAUCCUCGCUGCUGCUCCCCGGCCUGGAUAACAACAGCCGCAGCGAUUCCACACUCUGGGAAUUCCUGAGCGGCGCCCGCAGCAUCCUGCAGCAGCCCGGAGGAGCCCCCGGCCCCGAUACCCGCCCGACCUACGCAGGACGAGCCCUUUUCCACACAUCCGAUGGAUCUCUGCUGCUGGAGAACGUCCAGGAGAGCGACAGUGGCACCUACAGAGUGACUGUCGGAGGAGGGAAGAGCCUGGAAAUCCAGCUGGAAGUGCUCCAGCCCGUGUCCCUCCCCCGGCUCUGGAGCAGCUCUCUCCUGGCCCGGGCCCCUGGGCAGCUCGUCUGUGAGGUGGCAGAGGGCAGAGUGGACAGCAUCACCUGGAGGAAGGAUGGGCAGCCCCUUGCCCCGGGCAGGGCUCCCCGGCUGUCCGGCAGCCGCAGCGUUCUGCACCUGAGCCCGGCCAAGAGAUCCGACUGCGGCUCCUAUUCCUGCAACGCCAGCAACGGGAUCAGCUGGCAAGAAACCUCCCUGAAGGUCACCAUCGAAGGUCUCUCCCAUCGCCUGAAGAUCACCCUGAGGAUUGCGGUGGUCGCCGUGGUCUUCGCUGUCAUCUCGGCCUGGGGAUUAAUUAUCCCCGUCUGCCAGUCCGAAAAGCUCAGGAUAAGGGGGGAGCUCUGGAGGUGGCUCAGCUCCUACACCUGCGGGCUGGUGUGCAUCGCCUGCGUCCUGGAUGGCACCGCCGGCAUCCUCUGGAUGUGGGAGGAAGGCCCUUCUGUGGCUGUCAUACUGCCUGAGAUCACCCUCAGCUAUCUCACCGUGGUCACCUUCCUGGUUGCCACCACCGUGAUUUUCCAGCCCAAUGAUUUCAGCCAUCCGAAGAGCAAAAAAGCUCAGCGCACCAUGGGCUACGCCGCGCCGGGGGCCGUGGUGGUCGUGGUGCUGAGCAGUGCCUUCCUCAUCAGGAGCUCCUACCAGCGCCACGAAGAAGGAUGCUCGGAGUUCCUGGAUGUCACUGUCCUGGUGGCCAGCACGGCGGCCGUGUCGGCCCUGCCGCUCCUCGCCAUCGGCCUCUGCUAUUUUGUCUUUUGCAGAUCACAAAACCCAGGGCAGGUGCAAGGACAGCGAUGUCUGUUGGAUGGACAAAGCUGGGUCCUUUGAGAUGUCUCAGCCUGGCACCAAGGACACCGCUCCCAGCUGAGCUCCAUCUCGGGGUGUCUCUCACUUCCCCCAGGUUUAGUGGGCUCAGGGCUCUCAGUUUUGGUUCCUCUAUGAUCCUCAUAAUAAAUGUCCAUGAAAUUAA